CAUCACCAACAGUCUUUACCAGUUUUGGACCUUCGACACUCUUUUGUCCUCCAGUCACUCAUUAUCUACAUCGAAUUAUCUACGAUUGCGAGCUAAUAAUACUUCUUUCUAUCUCCUCAAAUAAUACCAGAAUUCAUCAUGUUUGCCAAGAUUUUCAGCGCUUUCCUGCUCAUUACUGCCGUGACGGCGAAGCUUCACGACAACUGUGCUUGCCACAACGGCGAUAGCUACAACUGGCGCUUGACUGCCGCUGCAUGCACAGAGUAUAACGAUGAAGGCUACGAGUGGGGCGGUGCUACCUAUAAUGAGACGUCUGGUCGCUGUGCCCAAGCCACCACUGAAGACAAGAUCGCCGGUGAUCAGUGGGAGGAUGCUUGCAGGAAGAUCGCUGAGGAGGGCUACGACUGCGCCGAUGGAGAAGGGAAGUGCUACGCCAACCCCAAGAAGGUCCGUGGCAGAUGUUAAAGGCUUUGUAUAAUACGUGGCGGGGAAUGACUUCUGCCGAAGCGUUUGAAGACUCUUUCUUUUUCCAUGACCCAAGUCUUUGUUUGUAACCUGGCCAUAUUGACUCUAUCACAGAGCAUCUUGAUACUGAGCAACUGGGAAGAAGGUCUAAGUAAAGGUCAAGACCCUCUAGAAUUAGACUUAAUGAAGGAUGGUGGGCAUAGUAUCCUCCGCAUACAAGAGAGAGUAGCGCGGGCUUGAUGGACAUCAGGGCAAUACACUCUACCGCCUAUACGUAGCGGCGAGACGGAGGAAGUUGGAUUUCUUCGAUUCAUGAAAG
Fusarium odoratissimum NRRL 54006 is the source of this 784-nucleotide messenger RNA. RefSeq lists its product as uncharacterized. The coding region runs from base 139 to 465 and encodes 108 amino acids. The record is from RefSeq and is a predicted model, not a curated record. Lineage: Eukaryota; Fungi; Ascomycota; Sordariomycetes; Hypocreales; Nectriaceae. The transcript has 5 exons.